Messenger RNA from Sardina pilchardus (European sardine), 914 nucleotides. It is a transcript of the gene enkur, whose product is annotated as enkurin, TRPC channel interacting protein. NCBI's taxonomy places the organism in Eukaryota, Metazoa, Chordata, Actinopteri, Clupeiformes, Clupeidae. Gene Ontology annotation, cellular component: acrosomal vesicle. Gene Ontology annotation, molecular function: calmodulin binding. The record is from RefSeq and is a predicted model, not a curated record. The transcript has 5 exons. Bases 86 to 868 code for a protein of 260 amino acids.
GUGAACCCGAACCAGUGAAUCCUCAUGUAACUCAGCAAAGGACUUUUUAACUUAAAUAUUGGACGGUCAUUUGUAAACAAGCAGCAUGGCAGGUACUAUGUACCCACCCGAAAGCAUAUACAACCUUAUUCCGAGAGAGGAGGUUAGAUUUCAGAAACCACCCAGGUAUAUGUCAAGGUUCAGAGAACAAGUAAAGCUUGAGAAACAGACAAACAAAGCACCAAACAAGACCAUGGGUCCUGCUAAGGUAGAGGUGCCCUCUCCUGAGAAAUACCUCCAUAAACACUCUACCGAGGUCAAAACUACUGCAAAAAAACCUGUAUUUGACACGGUAGAUGAGUUUAAACCACGGAAACCCCGUGUUCCACCAAAGUCUGACAAGCCUCUUAUGGGCAUCCACACAAAAAAGGACUUUGUGAAGACGAAUGCUAUUGAGAGCAUCAUGGCCGUGCCUCGGAAACCACAGCCCAUCUAUGUUGACACCAAAAAGGGGGACAAGCACCUGAUGGAGAAAUCUGGCCUGGUCCCUAAGUAUCUGAAGAAAAAGGACUACGGGCAAACCCCAGAGUACCUGCUGCAGAGGCAGGAGGAGGUGAAGAGGGCCCAGGAGGAGUACGACAAAUACGUCCAGGAGUGCAUGAAGCAGGGAGCCAUGAAGCAGCUCUCGGAUGACGAGCGGAAGAACAUUCUGGAGGGUCUGAAGAAGAACUGGGACGAGCUGCAUCAUCAGUACCAGGGCCUGUCCGUCGUCACGGAUACAACUCCCAAGAAGUACCGCAAGGAGCGGCUGGAGCUGGAGAUGAAGCACCUGGAGCGAGACAUCGACCUCAUCGAGCGCUACAAGACCAUCUACAUCGCCAGCAACUAGCCCCAGAGACGCUGGACGCUGACCAGGAGGACCCGGGAGGACCCGG